Messenger RNA from Sinocyclocheilus rhinocerous, 256 nucleotides. Its product is annotated as bifunctional 3'-phosphoadenosine 5'-phosphosulfate synthase 2-like. Gene Ontology annotation, molecular function: sulfate adenylyltransferase (ATP) activity; adenylylsulfate kinase activity. NCBI's taxonomy places the organism in Eukaryota, Metazoa, Chordata, Actinopteri, Cypriniformes, Cyprinidae. The annotation marks the transcript as partial. The transcript has 2 exons. The record is from RefSeq and is a predicted model, not a curated record. Gene Ontology annotation, biological process: 3'-phosphoadenosine 5'-phosphosulfate biosynthetic process; sulfate assimilation.
CCAUGCGCUCCUGAUGCAGGACACUAAGCGUCGUCUGCUGGAGCGGGGCUACAAAAAGCCUGUGCUGCUGCUGCACCCUCUGGGUGGCUGGACCAAAGAGGAUGAUGUACCGCUGGACUGGCGCAUGAAGCAGCAUGCUGCUGUGCUGGACGAAGAAGUGCUGGAUCCAGAGAACACCAUUGUGGCCAUUUUCCCCUCACCCAUGAUGUAUGCUGGGCCUACAGAGGUACAGUGGCAUUGUCGGGCCAGGAUGAUC